Strongylocentrotus purpuratus (purple sea urchin) is the source of this 4277-nucleotide messenger RNA. Its product is annotated as heat shock cognate 71 kDa protein. Lineage: Eukaryota; Metazoa; Echinodermata; Echinoidea; Camarodonta; Strongylocentrotidae. Gene Ontology annotation, biological process: cellular response to unfolded protein; vesicle-mediated transport; protein refolding. Gene Ontology annotation, molecular function: ATP binding; misfolded protein binding; heat shock protein binding. The record is from RefSeq and is a predicted model, not a curated record. Gene Ontology annotation, cellular component: nucleus; cytoplasm; cytosol. The coding region runs from base 437 to 2413 and encodes 658 amino acids. The transcript has 10 exons.
GUCCUCGUGAUUCAUGCUUUAUACCUGUAUUUCAGAUAAAGCCUUUUGUGGUUUUCCCCAUAGUCACUGACAUUGGUAAUUCAUGCAUCAUACCUAUAUUUCAGAUAAAGCCUUUUUCGGUUUUCCCCAUAGUCAUUGACAUUGGUAAUGCAUUGUUCGCUCCGCGCCAUCCAGAAUGUUCGAAUGGUAAUAAUAUUUCACGUACCGACGAAUGACGUCAUAUGAUAUUGAACUUUGGAUGGACUAGGUCGACGGUCGGAUCGCGCGCUUGCAAAAUCAUUGCUAAAUCCGCCUCUUAGCUUCCGCAUUGGCCAUUGCAUGGUGUGAACAACAGCUAGAUCUACCACCUCCCAUGUCAAAGAAACAAGACUGAUUGAUUGCAAUUUGAAAAGAUAUAUUUGCGUUUUCAUCAUCAACAUAAGCAAGGUAAAGCAAUAUGGCCAAAGCACCAGCAGUAGGAAUUGAUCUUGGAACAACAUACUCGUGUGUUGGAGUAUUUCAGCAUGGGAAAGUUGAAAUCAUUGCUAACGACCAAGGAAACAGGACAACCCCAAGCUAUGUAGCCUUCACUGAUACAGAGCGUCUGAUCGGAGAUGCAGCAAAGAACCAGACCGCCAUGAAUCCAAACAACACCGUCUUUGAUGCUAAGCGCCUCAUUGGUCGAAACUUCGGAGACGCAUGUGUGAAGGCUGAUAUGAAGCAUUGGCCAUUCGAUGUGAUUGAGGAGGGUGGCAGACCCAAGAUACAGAUCGAGUUCAAGGGAGAAACCAAGACGUUCUAUGCUGAGGAGAUCAGUUCCAUGGUGCUGCUGAAGAUGAAAGAUACUGCAGAGGCAUACCUAGGAAAGAAAGUAACAGAUGCUGUUGUUACUGUACCAGCCUACUUCAAUGACUCCCAGAGACAGGCAACGAAGGAUGCUGGUGUUAUCUCUGGUAUGAACAUCUUGCGUAUCAUCAAUGAACCUACUGCAGCUGCUAUUGCUUAUGGUCUUGACAAGAAGGUCGGUGCUGAACGCAACGUCCUGAUCUUUGACCUGGGAGGUGGAACCUUCGAUGUGUCUGUGCUCACAAUCGAAGAGGGUAUCUUUGAAGUGAAGUCGACCUCCGGCGACACUCACUUGGGUGGUGAGGACUUUGACAACCGCAUGGUCAACCACUUCAUCACAGAGUUCAAGAGGAAGCACAAGAAAGACAUCACCCCCAACAAGAGGGCAGUGAGGAGACUGAGGACGGCUUGUGAAAGGGCCAAGAGGACACUCUCAUCAAGCACACAGGCCAACAUUGAGAUCGAUUCCCUGUUUGAGGGUAUCGACUACUACACCUCCAUCACCCGUGCUCGAUUUGAGGAACUCAACUCUGACCUUUUCCGUGGCACCCUGGAGCCUGUUGAAAAUGCCCUUCGUGAUGCCAAAUUGGAUAAGGAUAAGAUCCAUGAGAUUGUCUUGGUUGGUGGCUCCACCAGGAUCCCCAAGAUCCAGAAGCUCCUGCAGGACUUCUUCAAUGGCAAAGAACUCAACAAGAGCAUCAACCCUGAUGAGGCUGUCGCUUAUGGAGCAGCUGUUCAAGCUGCCAUCCUGUCUGGGGACAAGUCCAGUGAAGUCCAAGACCUGCUCCUUCUGGAUGUUGCCCCACUGUCCAUGGGUAUCGAGACGGCUGGUGGUGUCAUGACCCCUCUUAUCAAGAGGAACACAACCAUCCCAACCAAGCAGACCAACACCUUUACAACCUAUGCUGACAAUCAACCAGGUGUGCUCAUUCAAGUCUACGAGGGAGAGCGUACCAUGACCAAGAACAACAACCUCCUUGGGAAGUUUGAGCUGUCCGGUAUUCCACCAGCACCAAGGGGAGUCCCCCAGAUCGAUGUGUCAUUUGACAUUGAUGCCAAUGGUAUCCUCAACGUAUCUGCAGUGGAUAAGAGUACUGGCAAGGAGAACAAAAUUACCAUCACCAACGACAAGGGACGUCUCAGCAAGGAGGAGAUUGAGAAGAUGGUUGCCGAUGCCGAGAAGUACAAGGAGGAAGAUGACAAGGAAAAGGACAGGAUCUCGGCCAAGAAUGCCCUUGAGAGCUAUGCCUACAACAUGAAGAGCACCAUGGAAGAUGAGAAGAUCAAGGAUAAGAUCGCAGAGGACGACAAGACUAAGAUCAUGGACAAGUGCAAGGAAGUCUUGGAUUGGCUGGACGCCAACCAGACUGCUGAGAAGGAGGAGUAUGAGCACCAACAGAAAGAAUUGGAAGGUAUCUGCACCCCCAUCAUCACCAAGAUGUACCAAGCUGCUGGUGGUGCCCCCGGUGGCAUGCCAGGUGGUAUGCCAGGUGGUAUGCCCGGUGGUAUGCCUGGUGGUAUGCCCGGUGGUCCCAGUGGUGGAGACAGUGGUACCGGUGGUGGCCCCACCAUUGAGGAGGUUGAUUAAAGGUCACUGCUGAUGGAUAUAUACCAAGCAACAACUCAGCUGUAGAAUUUCAUCAAUUAAUCAAUGUUACCACACAGAUUUGGAGAAGAAACUUGAUUCUAUAGACAUUACUUGGAACAUUUGUAAUUUUAGCAUAGAAAUAUUCAUACCUUAAUGCAUGAUUUAUAUAAGGCAGUACCUUAAAUACCGUAUGUAUUCUUAUAUAAAGAACUUCAAAUCAGUCAAUCACUGAAAUGUUGAAAUUUAAACAUAAUGCUAUCAUAUUAUAUUUUAAAAGCUGCAAUAUUAAUGUAAUGCCAAAGUCAUUUAUCUGUCACGACAAUCUCCAGCAGCACUACAGAAGUUUGCUUUUUGCCCAGUUUAUUAUGUGAUUAGUAUGUGCCACAUGAAAUCACUGAAAUGUUGAACUUGAAACAUGCUGCUAUCAUAUUAUAUUUAAAAACCUGCAAUAUUAAUGUAAGGCCAAAGUCAUUUAUCUGUCAUGACAAUCUCAAGCAGAACUAAAGAAGUUUUCUUUUUGCUCAUUUUAUUAUGUGAUAAGUACAGUACGUGCCAAAUGAAAAACAUUACUCAAUGCUGCAAUCAUAAAACACUAUUUCUCUGCUGUGAUAAAAGAAAUGAUUUGUUUUCGAAAAUAUUUUGGUAAUUUUUAGCAUUUUUUAAAGUACAAGUUUGUGAAAAGACUAAUAAUAUUUGUGUUGUUUUAGAAAAUUAUGAAUUCUUGAUGAACGACUUCAAAUUUUAAAGAUGUACUUCAAUAUGCAAAAAAAGAUAUAUUCAGUUAAAUACCAAACAUGUUUAUUUUCACAAAUGUCUUUAAUUGGAUUGUGUGGAUUUCUAAGAAUUGAACAAAAGCCCCCAACAUUGUUAUUGCAUAUCUUUUUAAAAAUGACUACCUGUGUGCACAUUGCUGUUUAUAAACAAGAUUUAAAAGCCUUAGAUAAGUCUUGGAUGUUCUUGUGCUUUUAUUUAUACCAUUGGAAGAGCAUAUUCAUGUAGAUGUUUUACCAAUUCAAAUGAUUAUUUCAAAUCUCAUGUGGAGAUUAUCCUUUUCAGAUUGGCAAGGGGUGAAUGAAAUAUUGAAAUAAUAUUCUUGGCGGUUGUAUCGUUCGCUUUUUUGACAGUGAGAAAAUAUUUUUAACUACCCUAUCUCCAGUUAUAUUUUUGAACUGUAUUGAUUUUUCUUUCCUUUGUCAAUUUUUUAUAUUUGAUGUAGUCAAUAGAGCUUGAUGUACCGGUAUUCUAAACUGAUUAUUAUGAUUGAAAUAUGGAGCUGAAAUAACUUUUUAAUUAUUAUUUACAUUUUUCGAUAACUUGUAUUCCAUCUACCUUGCCUCUGAUUCUUUCUCAAUUUAUACUGAUCUGUUUUUUAAAGUUUUUUUUUAAAACGAGAGCCAAUUUUCUUGUCCAUUUUGAAAUCAACUACGUACCCAUGUGAGCUUAUUGCGUAAUAACUCAACUAAAACAACUCGUGAAAAAAUGCCCUAGAUUCAAUGUAGAAUAUUCAAUAAAAAAUGAGUACAAGAAUAUUUGAAAUCCGAUUCUGAAGUAAUGUUUUCUGUUAUUUUGAAAACUAUGAAACUUACAUGUCUAAUACAUGUACCCGGUAGUAUCCACUUUUACCUAAAACUUUCUUUGCACUCAGUUUUGGAAUGUAUUUGUCUUUUGGUUCUUGUGCAUUUUAACAGAUGAUAUAGCCACUAGUAAUGCAUAUACAUGUAUGUUGUGAUGACUCAAAGGAGGAUGUGAUACACUUAGAUGUUGCUUGAUAUGAGGUAGAAAUACCUCUUGGUUUCCUUUCAUGGACUAUGUUGUACCUAUUGUGAAACAAAGUCUAAAUAAAACACAAAAUAUAAAAGAAGUG